CAGUCACGUGAUAAUCCGGAGGAAUUUUUUUUCAAAAGAGAGAUCGUCGCUGAACCAGACCCAUUUCAUUUGCUCUGGAUAUAUUAUUUUCCACCUAAAAAUCUCAUACAUGUAGAAAAUAUUCUGUUUCAAAGGAAAUACUUAUUUCGAAAAUUAUGGCGAAAGAAGAAAUAGAGCGAGGAAACUGGACGGGGAAGUUAGACUUUAUCCUGUCCUGUAUUGGUUAUGCAGUUGGUCUAGGAAACGUUUGGAGAUUUCCGUACCUGUGUUACAGAAAUGGAGGAGGCGCUUUUCUGGUUCCCUACGCAAUCAUGUUGGUUAUUGCUGGGAUACCUUUGUUCUUCUUCGAGCUGUCCUUUGGGCAGUUUGCUUCAGAGGGCCCCGUCACAGUGUGGAAAGUCAGUCCAUUCUUCAUGGGAAUUGGUUGGGCCAUGUGUCUUAUCAGUGCUAUGGUCAGCAUCUACUAUAAUGUCAUCAUCAUGUAUUCCAUCUACUACAUGUUUGUGUCAUUUGUAAGCAUAGACACAACACUGCCAUGGCAAACCUGUACUAACAUAUGGAACACAGAAAACUGUAGAAUAAAACCCUACCCCAAACUAAGCGAACUGAAUGAAAGAAAUAAAACUAUGGAACUUAUAGGACUGAACGACAAAAGCUGUUUGAAUAAAAGCGUGGACGAUGUGAACAGCCUAUUUGGAACCAGCUUAACCAGCUAUAUGGAAUUCAAUUCGACAAUGCUCGAGUCUAACGUCACAAAGCAGUGUGAAAUUAAAUUCAGAACAGCUAGCGAAGAAUUCUGGACGCGACAGGUACUUCAGCUGCAGGAAACACCAGAUGGCCUGUAUGACAUCGGAGAUGUCAGUAUCCGAAAUCUGAUCUGUUUACUGUUCGCUUGGAUCUUCAUUUUCUUCUGCUUAAUGAAAGGAGUCAAAUCCUCGGGAAAAGUUGUGUACUUCACCGCUACCUUCCCUUAUAUAGUUCUGCUGCUGCUUCUGAUCAGAGGUGUCACCUUGGAGGGUUAUUAUGACGGAAUUCUAUUCUACAUCAUUCCAAAGUGGGAAGAAAUUAGCAAACCAAAGGUGUGGGGAGAUGCUGCAACCCAAAUUUUCUAUUCACUGGGAGUAGCAUUUGGAGGCUUGCUAACAAUGGCAAGCUACAAUAAAUUUAAAAACAAUACUCUCCGAGAUGCCUUGCUUGUUUCCCUCAUCAACUGUUCUACCAGUGUUUUUGCUGGAUUUGCUAUUUUCUCACUGCUCGGUCACAUGGCCUUCAUCACUAACAGAUUAGUAGAGGAAGUUGCAGAUUCAGGACCUGGUUUGGCAUUUGUGGCUUAUCCCGAGGGUAUUGCCAAACUGGCCGAACCAUGGCCUCCAAUUGUGGCUUUUUUGUUCUUCUUCAUGAUUUUCACCCUCGGACUGGACAGCCAGUUUGCUAUGAUGGAAACCGUGAUCAGUGGACUGUCUGAUGUAUUUCCCUACUACCUGCGAAAACACAAAACCCUAUUCACAUUUGUAGCAUGUAUGAUCGGGUUUCUCUUGGGGAUUCCUCAAGUUUGCAAGGGAGGCAUUUAUGUUCUUACUUUAAUGGACUGGUACUCUGGAAGUUACAACCUGAUGAUAGUCAGUCUAUGUGAGCUUGUUGCUGUGUGUUAUGUUUACGGUGUCAACAACUUUAGGAGAGACAUCGAGAUGAUGUUGGGUGGGUUCCCCAAAGUUUUCUGGGUGUACUGGUAUGUAACAUGGUGCUUCAUCACGCCCGUGGCAAUUGUCUUCAUUGUGAUUAUGUCGGGCAUAACGUAUGCUCCUGCAUACUAUACCAAAUACGAAGGAGUCUACACGUUCCCAGACUUUGCCGAGGGCCUGGGCUGGCUCAUGGUAGUGUCUCCUUUAGCCCUCAUCGUGGGAGGAAUGAUCGUGCAGUCCAUCCGAUAUGGCGGAGUCGCCAAAGCUCUGAAAGCUCAACCCGACUGGGGCCCAGCUUCGGAUGAAGACCGAACCGGCAGAUACUCACCCCGAGGCGAGCCAGAUUUUAGCAAGGAUGAACCAGCUGGGGCAACUAACAUGGGUUACGUGGGUGAAAAAGGGAGACCGUAUGUUGUCAACGAUAAAAACGGUUAUGACCACAGACUAUAAAUGGACGGAUAAAAAAUCCAUAAGUUACAAUGAAUAGCGUUGGUUUGUAAAGUUAAUAAGUAUCUAUACAUAUAUAUACUUUACUCUCUCUUUUUUAUUUUGUAUGAGGUCCCUUCGAAACAUAAUAAUGUUGGUUAUCAGUUGUUUAAAAACUGAGUUUUUGUAUAUUUUUAUAUAUAAUCAGUCGUAGUAUUUGUGUUCCAAAUGCGGAAUUCCAGCAGGACUUUUUUUGGGUAGCAAUACAAACUGUCCACUGUCUGACUAAGGAUAACAUGUAGCAUUUAAUAGUUGAUUACAUUCCACAUACAUAUGUUUCUGAUAAAUACAUGUAGUAUAUUUUGUUUAUAUUAUUGGUAAUUUUCCUGACCUACGCCUCAUUUUUUCGUGCGUUCCACAACUUUUGUGCAUGUACCCUCUUGAAAUUAGAAUACUGCUAAAUGACUGUAUAAAUACAGGUAGUUUUGUACUUCAUUUUUGUAACAAAGAAUAGAAAUGAACAGUUAGACUUGAUGUUCAAUCUUAUCAAUUGUAAGUUUAAAAGGCUAGCUUCAAUCUUUUGUUGAAGUUUGAUGAACAGAAUCAUUUUCAGAAAUUAUAAAAUCCAUGUCUUAAUGCUUUUAAAACUACUUUUUGAUUUUUUUUUCUACAUUGUAAAUUAUGUUCUAUACAGUGAGUGCAAUAAAAAAGACUAAGAGAAACGUACACCUUUUUAAUUUUAAAUUUAUGAUCUCCACAAUAAAAACAUUAUGAAUUCAAUGCUUGAGUAACUUAUCCACAUCUGAAUCUGAAUAUUUCGUUGAUUAUAGUCUAUGAUUAGAAUAUUUAUAACUAUAAGAAUUCUUAAUACAUAUAGUAUAUAUAACAAAGUCAAGCAUGGAUAAUAUUUACGAUUUAGAAAAAUAUGCAUUUGCUCAAGGGGGAAUACAUAAAAGGGUUGUAAUUAGAUGAUGAAUAUGUACAGAUUGUUCAUUUAUGUUUAUAUUUUUAUAUAAUUUUUUUAACGUUAUAUAUUCACAAUCCUAUUUACUAAAUAUUUCUUUUCAGUAUACAAAACAAUUGAAAGUGAAUAAAAUUUUGAUAAUA
Molecule: messenger RNA, 3215 nt
Organism: Magallana angulata
Lineage: Eukaryota; Metazoa; Mollusca; Bivalvia; Ostreida; Ostreidae
Product: sodium- and chloride-dependent glycine transporter 1-like
Exons: 15
Coding region: 156-2132 (658 amino acids)
Biological process (GO): sodium ion transmembrane transport
Cellular component (GO): membrane
Molecular function (GO): L-proline transmembrane transporter activity
Source: RefSeq, a predicted model, not a curated record